Molecule: messenger RNA, 1062 nt
Organism: Rotaria sp. Silwood2
Lineage: Eukaryota; Metazoa; Rotifera; Eurotatoria; Philodinida; Philodinidae
Source: the annotation of a GenBank genome assembly
AUGCUGAUUCCGUGUCGUUCACUUGUUGGCUCUAUCUUUUGUCGAACUAUUUCGUCACGAGCCACUCAACCAACUCUCUACGAAACAUUAAAAGUGAUUGAAACGUCACCAGAUGUUUUUACUCAACCAGCCGAUACUCUUUUCGUCUUUCCAAAUCGUUCAAGUGUUUUCGGUGGUCAAAUUAUCGGCUCAGCAAUGUACGCUGCACAGAAGACAUUAACAAAAAACUAUCCAUUACAUAGUCUUCACUCAUAUUUUCUCUCGGGAGCAGAUAAUUCCUCGCCAAUAUCCUAUACAAUUCAAAGAUUGCGUGACGGAAGAUCGUUCGAAGUACGAAGUGUCACCGCUCGACAAGACAAUCGAGUAGUUUUUCAAUGUGAUAUGAGUUUUCAUCAGCAAGAGCAGAGCAAUCUGGAAUAUCAACCAUCUUCACCCGUUAAUAACAUUCAGCAACCGGAAGAGUUACUCUCGUUUUUCCAACGUAUUCAAAAUCUUCUGAAUGAUCCUCGCGUCAAACCAGAACUACGACCUCUAAUCGAAGCAGCCUUAGAAAUGCCGUUACCGCUCGAUAUACGCUAUUGUGAUCCGCGUGAUCUUCUUCAACCAGAACCACGAUGGCCGGCACGAAAAUUGGCCUGGAUGAAAUCGUUGGAUCCUCUACCAAAUGAUCCACAUUUGCAUCGGGCAGCCAUCGCCUAUGCCAGUGAUUGGGUCCUGCUCAGUACUGCCCUUCAACCCUUCAACAUCAACAAAUAUAGUCUACGAGUGAAAAUGCAAGCUUCACUUGGUCAUACGAUGUGGUUUCAUGAUUCCUUCGAAUUUCAACCGCCGAUUAAGGAUCCAUCAUUGACUAAGGACGAAUCUUUCAAGCCGGUUCGACGGAGUCCAUUAAUGCCACCACCUCCCGAGAAAUUGCCCAUUCAUGCCGAUGAUUGGCUUCUCUACGAAUUAAUAUGUCCAGUCGCAACAAAUAAUCGAGCACUGGCCUUUGGUCGAAUAUGGACUCGUAACGGUCGUUUGAUUGUUUCCUGUGCUCAGGAAGGUGUCAUUCGAUAUGAAUAA